Molecule: messenger RNA, 825 nt
Organism: Kluyveromyces lactis
Lineage: Eukaryota; Fungi; Ascomycota; Saccharomycetes; Saccharomycetales; Saccharomycetaceae
Gene: CHO1
Product: CDP-diacylglycerol-serine O-phosphatidyltransferase
Exons: 1
Coding region: 1-825 (274 amino acids)
Biological process (GO): phospholipid biosynthetic process
Cellular component (GO): membrane
Molecular function (GO): phosphotransferase activity, for other substituted phosphate groups
Source: RefSeq, a predicted model, not a curated record
AUGUCAAGUCGUGUUCCGGAUCUGCGCAACAGUAUGAGCUCUUCGCAGAGUAAAAAUAGCUCUGGUAGCGCAUUAGUAUCGGAUGCUGAAGAUGAUUCUUUUGUUUCAAGAAGAACACCAUCAAGGAGACCAAGCAGUAUUUUUUCUUUAGAUACCACGCCAUUGGAACCCCCAAAUGAAAUUGAUAUCAAGAAGUUCACUAGCGAUGAUUUCCACUUCAGCAUGAUAAGAAAUCUACAUCUGGCUGAUUUCAUCACAAUGCUCAACGGUUUCAGUGGGUUUUAUUCAAUCGUAAGUUGUUUAAGGUUCACUUUGACUGGCAAACCACACUAUGUCCAAAGAGCUCAUUUCUUUAUUGUUCUAGGGAUGUUCUUCGAUUUUUUCGAUGGGCGUGUUGCAAGACUAAGGAACAGAUCAUCUUUAAUGGGCCAAGAGUUGGAUUCUCUUGCUGAUCUAAUUUCUUUUGGUGUUGCUCCAGCAUCAAUUGCCUUCGCUAUCGGAUUCCAAUCAACAUUGGACGUUUUAUUCUUGUCAUUCUUUGUUCUUUGCGGUCUAGCCAGAUUAGCAAGAUUUAAUGUCACCGUUGCACAGGUACCAAAGGACACCUCGGGUAAAUCCAAAUUUUUUGAAGGUCUACCAAUUCCAACUACACUUUUCCUAGUUGCUGUCAUGGCAUUUUGUGUGCAUAAAGGAUAUAUUACGGAAAACAUUCCAUUUGGCAUCUACGGAGCAUCCGAAUGGUACGAGUUCCAUCCCGCUGUUCUGGCGUUUUUCAUACAAGGUUGCGGCAUGAUAUCUAAGAGUUUGAAAAUCCCAAAACCUUAG